AUGAACCAAGAUCACGUUGUUUUGAACCGCACCAACCAAAAGAUGCCACUUAUCGGCUACGGCUGCUGGAAAGUCGACAAGGACCAGUGUGCUGACACUAUCUACAAUGCCAUCAAAGUCGGUUACAGACUCAUUGACAGCGCCGCCGUGUACGCCAAUGAAGUCGAAGUAGGCCAGGGUAUUGAGCGCGCCAUCAAGGAAGGUAUUGUCAAGCGCGAAGAUUUGUUCGUCGUCACCAAGCUGUGGAACACUUGCCAUCACAAGGACAAUGUGCGCCCUGCACUGCAGAAAUCCUUGAAGGACCUCAAUCUUUCCUACAUCGACUUAUAUCUCAUUCAUUUCCCUAUCCCGUUGGCCUAUGCUGAUAUCCAAAAGCAUGCGUUGGACUGGUUCGAGCCUGGUACGCAAAACAUGAAGAUUGAACGAUCGCCUCUGCAAGAAACCUGGCGCGAAAUGGAGCGAGCCGUGGACGAUAAACUGGUUCGCAACAUUGGUGUCUCUAACUGUAACGUCCAGACCAUUUUGGAUAUGCUUACCUAUGCCAAGUACAAGCCUGCUACCUUGCAGAUUGAACACCAUCCUUAUCUGCAACAGAACCGUUUGAUCAAAUGGGUCAAGUCGCAAGGCAUCCACAUCACGGCCUACUCGUCGUUUGGUCCCAUCUCUUACCUCGAAAUGUCGGAACAGGCCAAGAAUACCAAGCCGUUGCUGGACCACGAUGUUAUCAAGUCUAUUGCCAGCAAGCACGGUAAAACGACGGGCCAAGUUCUUUUGCGUUGGGCCGUUCAGCGAGACGUGGCCGUUAUUCCAAAGAGUAUGAAUAUGGACCGCAUGAAGUCCAACUUGGACGUUUUCUCCUGGUCUUUGGAUGACGAUGAUCUCGCCAAGAUCGCCGACAUGGAUAUCGGUUUACGAUUCAAUGACACGGUGGCCUACGGUCUUCCCAUUCCCCUUUUUGACUAG
Molecule: messenger RNA, 963 nt
Organism: Radiomyces spectabilis
Lineage: Eukaryota; Fungi; Mucoromycota; Mucoromycetes; Mucorales; Radiomycetaceae
Product: xylose reductase
Exons: 1
Coding region: 1-963 (320 amino acids)
Cellular component (GO): cytosol
Molecular function (GO): aldose reductase (NADPH) activity
Source: RefSeq, a predicted model, not a curated record